Messenger RNA from Dreissena polymorpha, 3504 nucleotides. Its product is annotated as LIM domain-binding protein 2-like. The record is from RefSeq and is a predicted model, not a curated record. Gene Ontology annotation, biological process: negative regulation of transcription by RNA polymerase II; positive regulation of transcription by RNA polymerase II; nervous system development. The transcript has 10 exons. Lineage: Eukaryota; Metazoa; Mollusca; Bivalvia; Myida; Dreissenidae. The coding region runs from base 880 to 2550 and encodes 556 amino acids. Gene Ontology annotation, molecular function: LIM domain binding. Gene Ontology annotation, cellular component: nucleus; transcription regulator complex.
UCCCACAAUGCAAAUUGUACACAUGUUUUGCAAGUAAAUUGUACAUGUAUAUAUGUGUUCUUAAGACAGCUUAUAAGUAACAUGCAAAGUUUCAAAAUAUGAAUGGAUUAACUCUAAAACAAAAUGAAAAUGUGAUUUGGACACAGAAAUAAUAUGGACAGUGUCAUUUAUUUGGAUGUAUAUUGUGCAUUUAUUUUAACCUGGUAGAUUAGAAAGACGGUCGUGAUAAAUUUAUUGAUCGGUUUUUACCUAUAAAUUGAGUACGUGAUGAUUGACAACUAUUGAUGCAGAGUUGGACGAAUUACGUCAACAAAUAAUACUUAAAAGGAAUUGUCUUUAUGCACAGAAGAAGUUUGGCAAGUGUAAAUAAGACGAUUGAUUACAAGUUUUGACUUCAUUGUGAUUUAAAAUCAUGUAAAGUGCAAUUAAAUAAAGUUAAAUUACUUCUAUUGUAUCAUAUUUUGCUACACGAAGAAAACAUGGUACAUUUUGUGUUGUGAUUAUUUUAUAGUGUGUUGAAACGAUUUAUAAACAGACUAAGUGUGUAAACAUCACUAACACAGUCAAACCUACUUUCCAAGAUAUUGGUAAACAAAGACCAGCAUUCCAAGCAUGAAUUGGUUCAGUUAGUAAGACUCUUGUAGCCUUAUAACAAUUACAAAUAACAUAAACAAAAUCAACAGCUUUAGUUAUUACCCAAAUAAAAUAAUAAAAUGAAAUGUGACGUGUUUCCCUUAACUUAGGGCAGUGUGAAAGCUAACAAAGGUAAUAGUGAGAUCUCAAAAGUUGCUGAUCUACAAGGCAGAAGACUCGCUGACAGUAUGUGCUAGGUGUUGUUACCUCCACUCACUCACUCCUCAUUUUGUAUCCGGGUGAACUAUGAUGAACUCUGGUAUGGUAAGCAUGUCCCACGCCCAUGGCAUGUCCAUGGGAUCUGGGGGAAUGCCUCCCGGAAUGAUGUCGGGGUCCGGUAUGCCCAACAGCAUGUCCCCAUGUAUGCCCAACACCAUGGGACAUGGCAUGCACAACAGCAUGGGCUCCCCGGGCAUGCCCCCGAGCAACAUGGGCCACAUGCCCGGUAACAUGCCCCCGCAGAUGUCCGGUAUGGGCCCUGGACCUGGUGGUCCGAUGCAUCCGCGAAUGAGCCCUGGAAUGUCUGGACCUGGAAUGUCGCCCGGUAUGAGUCCAGGAAUGCCUCACGGGGUGUCUCCUGGAAUGGGACCUGGUCCGGGUCAAGGGAUGGGUAUGGGGGGCCCGCAGGGGGUUCCCGGGCCUCCAAACGGGCCUCCAAUGUCGCACGGGAUGGGCCCUGGUGGUCCAAUGAUGAACUCUGAUCCUUUUUACUCAUCGCCGUUUUCUAUGUAUUCCAACAGGCGUCAGGCACCAUACAUGGGUCAGCCAGAUUACCGGAUGUACGAGUUGAACAAGAGGCUCCAGCAACGCUCAGAGGACAGUGACAACCUAUGGUGGGAUGCCUUUGCUACGGAAUUCUUCGAAGAUGAGGCCUCGCUCACACUUUCUUUUUGUCUGGAAGAUGGACCCAAACGCUACACCAUAGGUCGAACGCUAAUCCCCCGCUAUUUUCGGAGCAUAUUCGAGGGCGGGGUUACUGAUCUCUACUACAUCCUGAAGCAUCCGAAAGAGUCGUUCCAUAAUACGUCCAUCACGUUAGACUGCGAUGUCGCCACCAUGGUCACCCAUCACGGAAAACCCAUGUUUACAAAGGUUGUAACGGAAGGCAGGCUAGUGUUAGAAUUCACAUUCGAUGACCUGAUGCGGAUACGCUCGUGGCAUUUCGCGACCCGUCAACAUCGGGAGCUCAUCCCCCGAAACAUCAUCGCAAUGCAGAUGGGGGCUAAUGAGGAACCAGCAAUGGUGGAACAGCUGGGGAAAAACAUUACACGACAGGGUCUAACAAACUACACUCUUAACUUUCUUAGGUUAUGUGUCAUCUUGGAGCCGAUGCAGGAACUGAUGUCACGUCACAAAGCGUAUGGACUAACACCUAGAGAUUGCCUCAAGACGACUCUAUUUCAGAAGUGGCAACGAAUGGUGUCCCCACCCGGAAAAGGUAAUCCCCAACAUGGCGAAAUGCCAAAUAUGCAUCCUCAAGAUAUGCCUGGACAAAAGACAAAAAGAAAACUAAGUUGUUCACCACAAGAUGACACAACGCGGCAGCCAGGUAAGCGUCGUAAGCGGAAGUCGUCGACAGGAAGUGCAGCGAACGUGAACAGCGCGGUGCCCCCCUCAGGGAAACAGAAGCGGUCACCAGGGCCGCAGGGAAUCAACUCAUCAGUGCCUGGGGAUGUUAUGGUGGUUGGUGAGCCGACGUUAAUGGGCGGGGAGUUCGGAGAUGAAGACGAGAGAUUAAUAACGAGGCUGGAGAACCAGCAGUACGAAAACAGCCUGAACGACGAAGAGAAGUUCAACCCUAACUCUCCUGCUCUGCAGCAGCAUAACAGCCCGUGGGGCGGUGGAGGAGAUAAGAAACCAAUGAUACCUACGUCCGGGUCGAAUUCCAUGAACGAUGACGCAAAAACUGAACAAUGAAAUUUGAUUAAUUAUGAAUAAGACAUUUUAUUCUGUGCUUGUAGUUUUUUGAAGAGUUUACAAUGUGUAUGCUCGUGCUGACCCAAAGGUGAUUUUAACUUGUUUUCCGAAUCCAUAAGGCGACGCAAAAACUGAACUAUAAAAUUUAUGAAUGAGUAAGAAAGAUUUGUUGUCUGAACUUAAGGUUUUUGGUCAGUUUGAAAUGUAAACGCAAGCACUAAGACGAUUGCUUUGUUGCUAGUUUUCUUUAUUUCGACACGGGAGUUGAUUUAAAGAGCAAAGACCAACUGUUGUCUGAAGUUACGUCUGUAGACAAAAUGUUGUCUGAAGUUACGUCAGAAGACUCAAUUUCGUCUGAAGUUACGUCUGCAGACUAAAUGUAGCUGAAGUUACAUCUGCAGACUAAAUGUGACUGAAGUUACGUCUGCUAAUUUAAUGUCGUCUGAAGUUACGUCUGCAGACUAAAUGUUGUCUGAAGUUACAUCUGCCAAAUUAAUGUCGUCUGAAGUUACGUCUGCAGACUAAAUGUUGUCUGAAGUAACGUCUGCAGUCUAAAUGUAGUUGAAGUUACAUCUGCAGACUAAAUGUGGCUAAAAUUACGUCUGCUAAACUAAUGUCCUCUGAAGUUAUGUCUGCAGACUUAAUGUCGUCUGAAGUUACAUCUGCAGACUAAAUGUCAUCUGAAGUUACGUCUGCCAAACUAAUGUCCUCUGAAGUUAUGUCUGCAGACUUAAUGUCAUCUGCUGUUAAGGUUUCUCUUGUUAAGAAGACUGACACACGAGUGUAAGGCGAACGUUGUCUGCCUGUUAUGACGCAAGAAUUGAACUGUAAUUGUCUGAUGUUUGGUUUUCAUUUAUUUAUUAUGAGAUAUGUUUGUAUGAAGGUAUUAUGGCUGAUGAUUUUCGGGUUAUGUUUUUGUCAGGGAUAAGUGUGCAGAUUAAAUGUGGGUUGUUC